CCUCGGUCGGGGGGAGGAGCCCGAGCCGCCGCCGUCGCCCGCCUGCCUGGCCCCGGAGGAGGACCGGACCCUGAGCGGCUCGGAGCGCCCGCGAGCUGGCCCUGGCCGCGCGGACAGCGCCCUGAGCCCGUCCCGAGCCCGCGGGCCCGGCCGAGGAGGGGAGCGCCCGGGGAUGCCCCGGCGGCCCGGAGCGCCGGCAGCCGCAGCCGCAGCCGCGCGGUGAAGGCGGCGGCGCCCCCGGGACCCGCGACUGCCAGGAACUGUUGCCGCCUCCACCGCCAACCCCCAUGGCCUACAUACCAGGCGGGGGUGCCCCAGCAGGGGGGCCGGCCCCCGUGGGCUCCCAGUACUGCGUGUGCAAGGUGGAGCUGUCCGUGAGUGGCCAGAACCUGCUGGAUCGGGAUGUCACCUCCAAGUCCGAUCCCUUCUGUGUCCUCUUCACAGAGAACAAUGGCAGGUGGAUUGAGUACGACCGGACAGAAACUGCCGUCAACAACCUCAAUCCGGCAUUCUCCAAGAAGUUUGUCCUCGACUACCACUUUGAGGAAGUGCAGAAGCUCAAGUUCGCCCUGUUCGACCAGGACAAGUCCAGCACACAGCUGGACGAGCACGAUUUUCUGGGCCAGUUCUCCUGCAGCCUGGGCGUGAUCGUCUCCAGCAAGAAGAUCACUCGGCCUCUGCUGCUGAUGAAUGACAAGCCCGCAGGGAAGGGUUUGAUUACGGUUGCUGCCCAGGAGCUGUCCGACAACCGGGUCAUCACGCUGAGUCUGGCGGGCAGGAAGUUGGACAAGAAGGACCUCUUCGGGAAGUCAGACCCGUUUCUCGAGUUUUAUAAGCCAGGACAUGAUGGCAAGUGGAUGCUGGUGCACAGGACUGAGGUGAUCAAAUACACGCUGGACCCUGUGUGGAAACCGUUCACUGUGCCAUUGGUGUCCCUGUGUGAUGGGGACAUGGAGAAGCCCAUCCAGGUCAUGUGCUACGACUAUGACAAUGAUGGGGGCCAUGACUUCAUCGGCGAGUUCCAGACCUCGGUGUCACAGAUGUGUGAGGCUCGGGAUGGUGUCCCGGUAAGAUGGCUGGAGUUCGAGUGCAUCAACCCCAAGAAGCAGAGGAAAAAGAAGAACUAUAAAAACUCGGGUGUUAUUAUCCUACGAUCCUGUAAGAUAAACCGGGACUACUCCUUCCUGGACUACAUCCUGGGAGGCUGCCAGCUCCUGUUCACCGUUGGGAUAGACUUCACAGCCUCCAAUGGGAACCCCCUCGACCCCUCCUCUUUGCACUAUAUCAACCCCAUGGGCACCAACGAGUACCUGUCGGCCAUCUGGGCCGUCGGGCAGAUCAUUCAGGACUACGACAGUGAUAAGAUGUUUCCAGCUUUAGGGUUCGGGGCCCAGUUACCCCCAGACUGGAAGGUCUCCCACGAAUUUGCCAUCAACUUCAACCCCACCAACCCCUUCUGCUCAGGCGUGGAUGGCAUCGCCCAGGCUUACUCGGCUUGCUUGCCCCACAUCCGCUUCUACGGGCCCACCAACUUCUCCCCCAUCAUCAACCACGUGGCCCGGUUUGCAGCCCAGGCCACGCAGCAGCCCACAGCCACGCAAUACUUCAUCCUCCUCAUCAUCACGGACGGCGUCAUCAGUGACAUGGAGGAGACGCGGCACGCCGUGGUGCAGGCUUCCAAGCUGCCCAUGUCCAUCAUCAUCGUGGGCGUGGGCAACGCCGACUUCGCUGCCAUGGAGUUCCUGGACGGGGACAGCCGUGUGCUGCGCUCCCACACUGGGGAGGAGGCGGCCCGAGACAUCGUGCAGUUCGUGCCCUUUCGAGAGUUCCGCAAUGCAGCAAAAGAGACCUUGGCCAAGGCUGUGCUGGCGGAGCUGCCCCAACAAGUUGUGCAGUAUUUCAAGCAUAAAAGCCUGCCCCCCUCCCACUCGGAGCCCGCCUGAGUGCCCGCCCCCGCAGCAGCAUGCCGGCGGGCCCCCACCCUCCCCCAGGAACACGUGUGCUCACCCUGCUUCCUUAUGGGUGGCUUUUUUUUUUUUUAAUGAUCCACAUGUUUUUUUUUACAAUCGGACCUCCACCCCCGAGUUCUCCAGCCCAGCUGGGCUUCCUUUGUUGGAGUUGACUCACGAUGCUUCCAGGCCAAACUGGCUUCCUCUCCUCCUGUCCCCGCCACUCUUAAUCAUUGAAUGUACUUUGUAUAAUUUUCGUGGAAUAAUUAUUGUUAUUAAAGAGAAUAAAAUUUUUACAAUCGUAA
This is a messenger RNA of Artibeus jamaicensis (Jamaican fruit-eating bat), 2254 nucleotides long. It is a transcript of the gene CPNE2, whose product is annotated as copine 2. Gene Ontology annotation, molecular function: calcium-dependent phospholipid binding. NCBI's taxonomy places the organism in Eukaryota, Metazoa, Chordata, Mammalia, Chiroptera, Phyllostomidae. The transcript is spliced from 16 exons. Gene Ontology annotation, cellular component: plasma membrane. Bases 288 to 1943 code for a protein of 551 amino acids. The record is from RefSeq and is a predicted model, not a curated record. Gene Ontology annotation, biological process: cellular response to calcium ion.